Messenger RNA from Suillus clintonianus, 2071 nucleotides. RefSeq lists its product as uncharacterized. The transcript is spliced from 8 exons. Lineage: Eukaryota; Fungi; Basidiomycota; Agaricomycetes; Boletales; Suillaceae. The record is from RefSeq and is a predicted model, not a curated record. The coding region runs from base 117 to 1895 and encodes 592 amino acids.
UACACAAGCACCCAGUGACACCCACAACUUGAACUCCCCACCUUUGGUAUGUCAAUUGCAAACCACUACAAGUUCGACAGCCUUCUGCGGCCCUACCAGCGUCCAACAACUUUGCCAUGAGUUCUCGCCCACACCACACAGCUGCCGUUGCCGCCAACGCGAAGAUUUUCCCGGUCUUUGCAAACAGGCUUGCAUCGCACGACAUCAACGAGUACAUUAACACUGCCAAUAAACUGAAGAACUGGUUGGGUUCCGAGAAAGCGUACUAUCCUGACGCUCUACGUAAUAUUGCCCAUAAGACCUUUACGAAGCAAUUCCUUCACGCACAAUCGUCAGCACGCGCCGCCAUGGACAUAUACCGGGCUUUGAUUCACGCCGUGGUUCCUUUCUUGCUCCGACUUCAAGACUUGAUCCAAAGUUCCUCUGAGAUCUCGACUCAACCUGUCUAUCCUGUCCGGGCCGAAGGCGAAGCCACACCUCAAGAAUAUAGGGACACUUCCUCAGUAUUCACGACCGCCCAGGACACGACCCCAAGCACGCAACUAAGGUUUCCUAGUACUGCGCAAGUAGAGUUAGUUCAAUCACCUACUACAACACAGAUUUCGACCACGAUUGUACCCUGCUCAGAUAUUCGCACAGAUCCCCCGCCUAGUGCCUCUCUCGUGAGAACUUUUCCAAAACCUCAACCCAAACGCCAAUCUGUGGCAUCUUCGCUGUCUGAGCAGCUCAAAAACCGCGACCUUGAAUGGUUCAAGGCACAACACCAGCCUGCGGCUUCUCCUGACCCACGGCCUGUGAGUCCUGUGGUGGAUUCAGCUGCUCCGCUCUGUACGCUCGAUUUGUCACAUGACGCAACGGAGCUCCCUGCGGAAAAGUUACGGCCGUCUCGCGUGCCAAAGAGGGUACCUCCACAACCGGUAUCCAGUGAAUCAAUGACAGCAAACGAGCCUACAGCUCCUGCAAAUGUCGUUGAUCUGUCGAGUAUCUCGUCUUUCACCGAGGCUUCGACGCCUAUGGACGUCAAAAAGCUAAAAGAAGAAGAAAUCACACCCGCUAUAGCUGAUGUUAUUAUGAGCGACCCACUACCGGAGAUUGUGCCUCAAGGUUCAGAAACACUUCCAUUGGGUAUUCCAGAAAAUGUCGCCUCCGGGGUCACUACGCAGUCGCCAAAACCAAAUACGGAUUCCCCCGCUCUAAGGCAGCCACCUGAGAUCACCUCAGAUGAUGUGGGUGCAGAAAGUCGUGAAGAAGAAUUACCGUCAUCUCCAGUAGAUAAUACCCCUCCCCAAGUCAAUUGUCCGAGAUUUGGAGGGGAGAUGGCUGUGAUGAUGUUUCGGCAAGGACUUGAGUCACCUCGCGGGGUCAUCAAUCUUCCAUUCAAUCUCGAUGAUACACUUUAUCUCCAAAUUGCUCGGUGGGCUAAGCGCAAGUCGUCACCAAUAGAUCUGGAACAAAGUGUCUGUGUGUCGUUUGCUUGCUAUCAUCUUCCUAGUCUCCUUCCCAAUCCACCAGAAGAUGAUCAACUGCCACCGUUUGAGACACUUACGAUGCACUCGCAAUGCUCGUGGCCCACAUCUGGGGACCUUUCACUGCAGACAAAGCGGGACGGGAAGGACUUCGUCAUCCCUCUCUCUCCGCCCAUUUUCGUCACUCCAGACAAUUGCGUCGAUAUCUCUGCCUUCAUCAGGAGUGGAGAAAAUGCCUUUUCAGUGGUCCAACAGAGCGAGAUGUCAGACUAUAUGUUUGUUCUCCACGCUCACCAUCCCACGCCUGCGCAACUUAGCUAUCUGGCUUCGUGCAGACAAAGGCGUGAGAACUGGCUGCAGACCACACGUGCUUUUUGCACACCUGAGCCGAUGGAAUCGUUAUGGAGGCGAUCGCCGUUGCGGUCGUGAAGUGCUUUUGCUUUUGAUAUGACCUCGACACGUCGCCUUACUCAUUAGAUUCAACUAUAGUGAUUCGUUGAGUAUUCUUUAAUUCAUCCUAGAGUUUCGCAGUCCCGUUAUGUAUGUAUUUGUACAUCUCUUAUCUGUAGCAUAGUCUGCUAAUUGAAUUUAUUUUCCGAAUCUUC